Molecule: messenger RNA, 2286 nt
Organism: Saccharomyces mikatae IFO 1815
Lineage: Eukaryota; Fungi; Ascomycota; Saccharomycetes; Saccharomycetales; Saccharomycetaceae
Gene: SQS1
Product: Sqs1p
Exons: 1
Coding region: 1-2286 (761 amino acids)
Molecular function (GO): nucleic acid binding
Source: RefSeq, a predicted model, not a curated record
AUGGCGAAAAGGCACAGUCAUUAUCAAGGAAGCAGAAGUAGGCAUGCACGUGGUAGUAAUUCAAAGAAAGGUUGUAAGGGGAAAGGUAAGGGUCCAAUGGGAAGAAAAGUUAAAAAACAGUCUGCUUCCACGAGCGGUUGGCACAACUCAUCUAUACCAUUAGGAGAAGGUGACUUCCGUGAUGUAGGUACAGAUUUCAAUCCAGGGAAAUCAUUCAUAUCGCCGAAGACUAUAGAAGAUUAUUAUUUUGGUCAUAAUGCGAAGAGUCGCUCUAUGAGAAUGGGCGGUUUAAGACCUGGCAAUCGAUAUGAAUCUUCAACUGAUCUACAAGCAGGAAGAGCAGCUUUCCGUAAAAGGCCUAUGCAAUUUGUUAAAGCUAAAGAAGUUUAUGAUCCAUCCCAUGAUAUGAUUCAAAAACUACGAGAAAAGAACCUCGUAGUAAGUCGUGAAAAUAUCCUUGGAAUAGAAGCAGAAGUUAGUGAAGAGCCGACAAAUGCGAUUCAUAAUGUUCAAAAUAUUAGUAGUGAGGAGGACGAAAGGGAAAAUGAUAAUAGUGAUAUCUUGGUGUCGUGCCCCAACCCACCUUCUUACGAUGGAGACAAGAUCAAUGACAGUAAGCUAUUUUUUGUAGAUGAAGAGGCAGAACAGGGACUUGAUUUAAACAAAAUAAAAAGAGUCCGUGUUGAGGAGGUUCGAAGACCUACGGAAGUUGCUAUAGAGUUCAGUCCUAUCUUAACAAUUGGAAAGGUUGAGCUUAAUGUGUCAGAAGGUGACGAAAGCGAGGAUAUUGGUGUUAGCAUUCCAAAUAAAGGUAAUGGGGUGUAUCACCCUUUUGCUGAUUAUAUUUCAGGUGUGAUGCAUGGUAUAGAUGAUAGUGAUUCUGACUGUGAGUUAGAAUAUGAAAUAGAAACAGAAGAUAGCAACGAUGCGCUAUACGAACAUUCAGAAAAUGGUGAGCUUGAAGGUAAGCGUAAUUUUAUUAAACAGCGUCCCAAUGACCCAAUUGAUAGUAAUCUUUUACCAAGUCCCAGUCCACAAUUAAUGGAGGAUAUAAAAUCUCUAUCAAUAGAUAAUACCAAACCAUCCAAUGGUCAAAAUGAUAAUUUUCCAUCACCUAUUAGUGAAGAGUUAGAUUUCGGAUACAAGGAAGAAGAUUAUGCCGUAAAUACCAACGAUAUAGUGGUCACCAAUAUAAGAAUGGGUGGAACAGAUAAUUCAUAUUAUUUACAGUGCUACAGAUUAUUAGGGGAUUAUGAUUUUCAUUGGAUUGAUCAAGACUUACUUUCUGAUUUUGUCAUAGGCGAGUUAGGUCUCCCCGAGUACAGAUUACCUGCUUAUUUGAAUUUUGUUAAGAAUUCUCUUGUGCCAAAAGUUCAAACGCCUGAGCCAACUUACUCAGAUAUUCCAAUUUCUGAUUCUAGUGAUGAAGAGGGUAGGUACGAAGAUGAUGAGGACAUUGACUCUUCAAUUGUGCAUAGUGACAUGGAGGAGGGCCUGGAUGAUCUCAUUGCAUACACGUUGAAACAUGAUACAGAUAGAUUCAAAACCUUUGAGACUAAGUCCUUAGAAACUCAAGGCAAAGGUAAGAAAAAGAAGCUACUAAUAAAUGAGGCCUUAGCGUUGGAUACAGAAACACUGGUGACAUUGCAAAGCAAGUUUAGUAAACGCUUGGAAACAAAAGCAAAGAAGAGAAAAGCCAAGGAAGAUUUCAUUGAUCAAGAGAAUAAAAACUCCAAUGAUAUGCUUAAGAAGUACCCGUAUGGCCUCCAUAUUCAGAAUAUCAAGGAUGAAUUAGAGUGCUUCAUGUCUAGGAAGAAAGAUAAACUUACUUUUCCUCCGUUAGACCCCCAUGGCAACAAAACUCUGAUGAAACUUGCUAAGUACUAUAACUUGAAGAGCUCAAAAAUUGGAAAAGCUAACCAUACAUCGGUGGUAGUGGAGAAAAUAAAGAAAACAAAAUGGUCUACUCCUAAUUACAACCUCAUUGAUCAAUUAUUGAAACAGAGACCAGUAUUCAUGAGAAUAGAUGUGAAGAGACCAAGGGAGGAGCAAACAGUGUUCGAAAGAACGAAAACAAUUAGGGGAAAGUUUCACGUUAAAGAGGGUGAAAUUGUCGGUCAACAUGCUCCAGAAAUUGGAAAUGAGAAUAUUGGUAGAAGGAUGUUGGAAAAGCUUGGAUGGAAAAGCGGUGAAGGCCUUGGUAUUCAAGGUAAUAAAGGAAUAAGUGAGCCAAUUUUCGCUAAGAUUAAGAAAAAUAGAUCAGGUUUGAGACAUAGCGAGAGCUAA